GGCAAUAGUCUAUACUGAUUUUUUGUUAAUCUUUUUUUUUUAAUUACCGGUAAAAUUUGAAAACGCGCUAGUAAAGGUAAAGGCUGGGGAGUCUUUUAACUGGAAUUCCUAUUUUGGAGAAGGAAAGCGGGAAAGGUGUUGAAAUUAAACACUGACCAGGCAAUAUCAGCAUGGAAGAAAACGAUCAUCGAAACGGAGAGCGUCAAAAUUCGGGUGAAGAGUCCAACCAAGCUAUUCUCCCUCUACAAGCACCUGGAAACCAACAACCUCAUAGAAUCACCAACUUUUACAUCGACAAUAUUUUACGACCAGACUUUGGACGCCGAAAGAAAUUUACUUUUCACAAUGGUGAGAAUAAUGCCGAUGGGGGAGAUAAUAUUUCUCACGUUGCCCCAAAAACUGUGCAGAUAGGUCGGACUGUUGCAGGGGAUGGAUCUUCAGAUUCCCGUCCAGCCGGGGAGCCCAAAAAAGCCGAUAUUGUUGCUGAUGCGCCUCUGAAGCCCCGAGGGGAAACUGGAGACCAGUGCCUAAGCUCGGACUCGGAUAGUUCACAAGCCAGUUCUGCACCUUCGUCCAAGCCCAUGCUUUGGCCAGCCUGGGUGUAUUGUACACGAUAUUCGGACCGGCCAUCAGCAGGGCCAAGAUCUCGUAAACCAAAGAAGACAACCCCACCUAGCAAGGAUGACAAGCGUCCGAGAACAGCCUUCACUGCUGAACAGCUCCAGAGACUAAAAACUGAGUUUCAGACCAACCGCUACCUGACUGAACAGAGACGACAAAGUCUGGCGCAAGAACUCGGACUCAACGAAUCUCAAAUAAAAAUCUGGUUUCAAAAUAAAAGAGCCAAAAUAAAGAAGGCCACCGGAAAUAAAAACUCUUUGGCCUUGCACCUGAUGGCACAAGGACUGUACAAUCACGCCGCAACUUCUAAGGACGACAGAUCUGACAGCGAUUGAUGCUAUAAAUAUGAUGCAAUAAGUAAGGGCCAGUGUACUAGAAUACCAGCAUAAAAAACGUGAAUGGAAGACAUUAUGCUAUAUGUUUCUGGUUUUUUUGCCUCUUGAGCGCUUGAUUUUUAGGCUUAGACCUAUUUGACUUUUGAACUCAUUGACCAUAUGAAAACUGUGCUGAAGUCCAAAGAUUUU
Hypomesus transpacificus is the source of this 1145-nucleotide messenger RNA. RefSeq names its product homeobox protein engrailed-2b-like. Gene Ontology annotation, molecular function: RNA polymerase II cis-regulatory region sequence-specific DNA binding; DNA-binding transcription factor activity, RNA polymerase II-specific. The transcript is spliced from 2 exons. Gene Ontology annotation, biological process: regulation of transcription by RNA polymerase II; multicellular organism development; neuron differentiation. Gene Ontology annotation, cellular component: nucleus. The coding region runs from base 171 to 956 and encodes 261 amino acids. The record is from RefSeq and is a predicted model, not a curated record. NCBI's taxonomy places the organism in Eukaryota, Metazoa, Chordata, Actinopteri, Osmeriformes, Osmeridae.